Molecule: messenger RNA, 14344 nt
Organism: Salarias fasciatus (jewelled blenny)
Lineage: Eukaryota; Metazoa; Chordata; Actinopteri; Blenniiformes; Blenniidae
Gene: lrp1bb
Product: low density lipoprotein receptor-related protein 1Bb
Exons: 91
Coding region: 184-13998 (4604 amino acids)
Biological process (GO): receptor-mediated endocytosis
Cellular component (GO): signaling receptor complex; apical plasma membrane; plasma membrane
Molecular function (GO): protein binding; calcium ion binding; hormone binding
Source: RefSeq, a predicted model, not a curated record
GCACGCAGCCGGGGAGCGCUGCACUGUUCUGCGCACUGGUUCCGCUGGAGAACACCGAAUAACGGCGCUCGACAACCGGGUGCUGGUGGAGGGGGAGACUGGACCCGGACCAGGACCAGGACCAGGACCAGGACCAGGACCGGGAGAAGCACCGUGGCUCUUUACAGCCCGCUCUCCGAGAACAUGUCGGAGUUUUUUCUACUCGCCUUCCUGGCCCUUUUCUCGGGAUUAUUUCCGUGCGCCGAGCCCUCGACGGUGUCGGACGAGGAGAAAGCCAUCUUGUGUGACAUUGGAGAGUUUCACUGUCACGACCAGAAAGCCUGCAUCCCCGAGGCCUGGGUCUGUGACGGCGAGCCCGAUUGCCCCGACGACUCAGACGAAGUCCAUCACCUUUGUGCGCAGGAGGUGGUGAUCAGAUGUCCGCUCAAUCACAUACAGUGCGUGGGGACGAAAAAAUGCAUCCACUUCAACAAACUCUGCAACGGCGCCAGAGACUGCGAGGACGGCUACGACGAGGGAGUUCACUGUCGAGAGCUCCUGUCAGCCUGCCACGAGCUCCGGUGCCGCUACGGCUGCGUCAUGACGAGAAACGGCACCUUCUGUUUCUGCGCUGACGGCUUCGAGGUCGGCGAGGACGGGACGAGCUGCAGAGAUCAUGAUGAAUGUGCCAUGUACGGCGCAUGUAGCCAAACCUGCACCAACACCUACGGGUCAUACAGAUGCAGCUGCACAGAGGGAUACAUCCUGCAGCCUGACAGGAAAUCCUGCAAAGCCAAACAAGACCCGGGUGACAGCCGGCCGGUGCUCCUCAUCGGAGGCUCGGAUCGUAUUGUCAUCACCCAUCUAAAUGGAACGGGCCUCCAGCCCAUGAGGUCUCUGGGUGUAAAUGGAACACUGGCGUUGGAUUUCCUUCAUAACCAGGAAAAAGUAUGCUGGGCGCUGUCGACGGAGUCCUCCGGGCUGCUGCGCUGCGCCGUGACGAGAAACCUGCGAGGAUUCACACGGGAACAAGAAAUAAGAACACAACACAGUUUGCAACAUACGGAGCAGAUGGCCAUCGACUGGCUGACAGGAAACCUCUAUUUUGUUGACCGCGUCUCCGACAAGAUAUUUGUCUGCGACCGCAGUGGGAACACGUGUGUUACUAUCCUGCAACUAGAUCUCCUGAAUCCUAAAGGAAUAGCUCUGGAUCCUCUCAUGGGAAUGCUCUUCUUCACCGACUACGGGAACGUGGCCAAGGUCGAGCGCUGCAACAUGGACGGCACCAACCGGACCCGGGUGGUGGAUUAUAAGAUCGAGCAGCCCACGGCGGUGGCGUUGGACGUGAUCAAGAAGCUGGUGUACUGGGCAGACGCCUACCUGGAUUACAUCGACGUGGUGGAUUACCACGGCAAGAACAGGCACACCAUAAUCCACGGUAGCCAAGUGUCUUACAUUUAUGCAUUAGCUGUGUUUGAGGACUACCUCUAUGCUAUCCACUCUGACCCCUCCGAAGGGAGUUCUGCGGAGCUGCUGCAGAUGCACAGGUUCAACAUCACAGCAGAGAGCAGGACACUCGCCCGCUUGGGGAAUUCUAGAGGACUCCGUGUUUACCACAAACUCGUUCAGCCCAAAGUCAAGAGUCAUGCGUGUGAGAUGGACUCAUAUGGAAAACCCGGCGGAUGCUCCCACGUGUGUCUCCUGAGCGGCAGCUACAAGUCCAGAACAUGCCGCUGUCGCACCGGUUACACCCUGAGCUUUGAUGGAAAAUCCUGCAAAAAGCCGAAAAACGAUUUUUUCCUGUUCUACGGUAAGGGACGCCCGGGGGUCAUCCGAGGGCUGGAUAUGAACAUCAAGUCCAGCGAUGAGCACAUGGAGCCAAUUGAAGACCUGGUAAACCCUCGUGCCAUCGACUACCAUGCAGAACUGGGACACAUCUACUUCGCCGACACCACCAGCUUCCUCAUUGGACGUCAAAAAAUAGAUGGGAACGGGCGAGAGACUAUUCUCAAAGACGAACUCGACAAUGUUGAAGGAAUCUCUGUGGACUGGAUUGGGAAUAACUUGUAUUGGACCAACGACGGAUACAGGAAGACGAUCAGCGUUGCCAGGCUGGAGAGAGCCUCACAAACCAGGAAAACUCUGUUAGAAGGAAAUAUGUCCCACCCCCGAGCCAUCGUGGUUGAUCCUCUUAACAGCUGGAUGUACUGGACCGACUGGGAGGAGGACGAAGUCAACGACAGCAUCGGGCGGAUAGAGAAAGCCUGGAUGGACGGGUCCAACCGGCGCAUCUUCGUCACGUCCAACAUGCUGUGGCCCAACGGGCUGACGCUGGACCACAGCAGCAGCACCAUGUACUGGUGCGACGCCUACUACGAUCACAUCGAGAAAAUCCACCUGAACGGGACAGGGAGGAUGGUUGUGUACAGCGGGAAAGAGCUGAACCAUCCAUUCGGAAUUUCUCAUUAUCGCAAUUUCAUCUUUUGGACGGAGUACAUGAACGCCUCGGUCUUCCAGCUGGACCUGUCCACGGGCGACGUCGCUCUGCUGCGGAGCGAGAGACCGCCGCUGUUUGGCCUGCGCGUCUACGACGCACAGAGUCAGCAAGGUGACAACGCAUGUAGCGUGAAUUAUGGAGGAUGUAGUACCCUCUGCCUCGCCAUCCCAGGAGGCAGAGUGUGCGCCUGUGCUGACAACCAGCUUCUGGAGAAAAACAAUGUCACCUGCGCAGAUGCUUCCAGCAGCAGUUCGGAGCCGCAGCGGUGCAGGAACGAUGAGUUUCAGUGCCACAAUCAGCGCUGCAUUCGGGCCCUGUGGAAGUGCGACGGAGACGACGACUGUCUGGACGGAAGUGACGAGGAGAGCCACAGCUGCUAUAAUCAUACCUGUCCCGCUGAUCAGUUCAAAUGCAGCAACAACCGCUGCAUUCCCAAAAGAUGGCUUUGCGAUGGAACAAACGACUGCGAAAACAAUGAGGACGAGGCCAACAGCACAUGCUCAGCCCAGCCCUGUAAAGCCGACCAGUUCUCCUGCCAGAACGGACGCUGCAUCCCUCGAGCCUGGAGCUGCGACCGAGUCGACGACUGCGGAGACAUGUCUGAUGAGCUAUCAUGCACAUUCCCGACCUGUGACCCCCUCACCCAGUUCAGCUGCUCCAAUGGACGCUGCAUCAGCGUAAAGUGGCACUGCGACUCAGAUGACGACUGCGGAGAUGGCAGCGAUGAAGCGGGAUGCAUCCAGUCCUGUGCUAACACCCAGUUCCAGUGCACCAGCGGCCGCUGCAUCCCGGACCACUGGGCCUGCGAUGGUGACAACGACUGUGGGGACUUCAGCGACGAGAACACCACCUGCAGAGGUGGAGCUGCAUUGCCGCCAUCUGUGAUCGAGUGCAGCGAGGACGAGUUCCACUGCGUCACGGACGGGACCUGCAUCCCUGAGCGCUGGAGGUGCGACGGAGACAAGGACUGCGAGGACGGCAGCGACGAGAAAGACUGCGAGGGCACCAAGAGAAUGUGUGACCCCAAGGCCAAGUUCACCUGCAAGGAUACAGGAAAGUGUAUCACGAAGAGCUGGGUGUGCGAUGGAGACAUCGACUGUGAGGACCACUCAGAUGAGGAGUCCUGUGAGUCUGCAGUCUGUAAGCCCCCCAAGUACCCCUGUGCCAACGACAGCAGCGUUUGCCUCACUCCGGACAAGAUCUGCAACAGCAAGGUGGACUGCGCCGACCGCUCCGAUGAAGGACCCAUCUGUGAUAUGUGUCUGGUAGCCAGAGGGGGCUGCAGCCACCAGUGCACGGUGGCGCCGGGGAAAGGAGUGGUGUGUUCGUGUCCCCCCGGGCUCCACCUGGACUCCAGCAACAAGACGUGCGAGGUGGUGGACUACUGCAGCCGCCACCUGAAGUGCAGCCAGGUGUGUGAGCAGUACAAGACCACGGUGAAGUGCUCCUGUUACCCGGGAUGGGUGCUGGACUCGGACGGAGACAGCUGUCACAGCGCAGAUCCAUUCGAGGCUUUCAUCAUCUUUUCAAUCCGGCAUGAGAUAAGACGAAUAGACCUUCACAAGAGGGACUACAACCUGCUGGUUCCAGGACUGAGGAACACGAUUGCUCUGGACUUUCACUUUAACCAAAGCCUCCUUUACUGGACGGACGUCGUGGAAGAUAAGAUUUACAGAGGAAAACUCUCAGACUCCGGUGGAGUGAUCGGGAUCGAGGUGGUCGUGCAGCACGGCUUGGCCACCCCAGAAGGUCUGGCUGUGGACUGGAUUACCGGGAAACUGUACUGGAUUGACAGCAAUCUGGACCAGAUCGAGGUGGCCAAGCUGAACGGAGACAUGCGCACCACUCUGAUCGCCGGAGGCAUGGAACAUCCACGGGCAAUCGCUCUCGACCCGGGACAGGGGAUUCUUUUCUGGACCGACUGGGAUGCGACUUUCCCCCGCAUUGAGGCAGCGUCGAUGAGCGGAGGAGGCCGGCACAUUGUGUUUAAGGACAUGGAGAUCGGGGCCUGGCCCAACGGACUCACCCUGGAUCAUCUGGAAAAGAGGAUCGUUUGGACCGAUGCACGCUCUGAUGCUAUUUUCUCUGCCCUCUACGACGGCAGCGGCGUCAUUGAGAUCCUCAAAGGCCAUGAAUACCUGUCCCAUCCCUUCGCCGUGUCUCUUUUCGGAGGCAAUGUCUACUGGACCGACUGGAGGACAAACACUCUGGCCAGAGCCAAUAAGUGGACGGGGCAGAACGUCACAGUCAUUCAGAAGACGAGCGCUCAGCCUUUCGACUUGCAGAUCUUCCAUCCCAGCAGGCAGCCACAAGCGUCGAACCCGUGUGAGGGGAAUGAUGGACGCGGUCCCUGCUCACAUCUGUGUCUCAUCAAUUACAACCGCACGGCGUCCUGCACCUGUCCGCACCUCAUGAAGCUCUCCGCCAACAAACAGUCCUGCUUUGCGCUGAAAAGGUUCCUCCUGUACGUGCGGCGGUCGGAAAUCCGCGGCGUGGACAUCGACAACCCCUACAUGAACGUCAUGACGGCGCUGACGGUGCCGGACAUCGACGACGUCACGGUGGUGGACUACGACGCUCAGGAGGAGCGCAUCUACUGGGCCGACAUCAAAACGCAGACCAUAAAGAGGGCUUUUAUCAACGGCACCCAGCUGGAGACCAUCAUCUCUUCAGAUAUAGCGAACUGCCGCGGCCUGGCGCUGGACUGGCUUUCCAGGAACUUAUACUGGCUCAGCUCGGAAAACGACGAGUCACAAAUCAAUGUGGCCCGCUUUGAUGGCUCCCUGAAGACGUCAAUCAUCCACGGCAUUGAUAAACCAAGGUGCCUCGUCGUGCACCCUGCCAAGGGGAAAAUCUAUUGGACGGACGGCAACACCAUCAACAUGGCCAACAUGGACGGGAGCAACAGCAAAGUGCUCCAUCAGAACCAGAGGGAGCCUCUCGGCCUCUCCAUCGACUACGCCGCCAGCAAGCUGUACUGGAUCAGCUCAGCCAACGGCACCAUCAACAGGUGCAAUCUGGACGGCAGCGGGCUGGAAGUGCUGGAGAGCGUGAAGCGGGAGUUAGCCAAAGGCACCGCGCUGGCCGUGAUGGGUGGCAAACUGUGGUGGGCGGACGACGAGUUAGGACAGCUGGGGACGGUCACCAAGAGGGACGGACGCAACCUGGUGAUCCUGAGGAACAAGACGAGCGGCGUCGUCCACAUGAAGGUGUACGACAGGGAGGGUCAGAAAGGGAGGAAUCCGUGCCAGGUAAACAACGGCGGAUGCUCGCAGCUCUGUUUCCCCACUUCAGAGAACACACGCAGCUGCUCCUGCACCGUCGGCUACAACCUGCGCAGCGAUCGCAUGUCUUGUGAAGGUGUGGAUUCGUUCCUGAUGUACUGCGUCCACGAGGGAAUCCGAGGAAUUGCUCUGGAUCCCAACGAUAACAGCGAAGCCCUCAUGCCCAUCACAGGAACCCUGUUUGCUGUAUCAGUCGACUUUCAUGCAGGGAACGACACCGUGUACUGGACGGACAUGGGGCUGAACAGAAUAUCCCGCGCCAAGCGCGACCAGACCUGGAGGGAGGACAUCAUCACGACCGGCAUCAGCCGGGUGGAGGGCAUCGCCGUGGACUGGAUCGCCGGCAACCUUUACUGGACAGAUCACGGUUUGAAUCUCAUCGAAAUCUCCCGUCUGAAUGGCGCUUUUCGCUCCGUCGUCAUAUCUGAAGGUCUUGAUCAGCCUCGGGCCAUUGCUGUACAUCCACAAAAAGGGUACCUCUUUUGGACCGAGUGGGGUCAGAACCCCUGCAUCGGCCGCUCCCGUCUGGAUGGUUCAGACCAGGUUACCCUGGUGAACUCGGGCAUCACGUGGCCCAACGGCAUUUCCAUCGACUACGAGGAAAAUACAUUAUAUUGGUGUGACGCUCGCACGGAUAAGAUCGAGAGGAUCAACCUUGAGACAGGUGAGAGCCGGGAGAUUGUGCUGCCAAUGGCCAACGUGGACCUGUUCUCAGUAGCUGUGUUUGGGCCUUACAUCUACUGGUCUGACAGGGCCCACUCCAACGGCUCGAUCCGACGCAGCUUAAAGACCGACACGAGUGAGGCGGUGACCAUGAGGAGUGGUCUCGGGGUCAAUUUGAAAGACGUGACUGUCUUCAAUAGAGGCAGAGAAAAAGGCACCAACCCCUGCGCCAGGAGCAACGGGGGCUGCCAGCAGCUGUGCUUCCACCUGGGCAGCGGCCGCCGGACGUGCUCCUGCGCCCACGGCCGCCUGGCCGAGGACGGCUUCGCCUGCCGGCGCUACGAAGGCUACCUGCUCUACUCCGAGAGGACCAUCCUGAAGAGCAUCCACCUCUCGGACGAGAACGACCUCAACUCGCCCGUCCAGCCCCUGGAGAACCCCGCCUUCGUCAAGAACAUCAUCGCGCUCGCCUUCGACUACGGCCAGAAGACGGCCGGAUCCAACCGCAUCUUUUUCAGCGACGUGCAUUUCGGGAAUAUCCAGGUUAUUAACGACGACUGGACGGGAAGAUCCGUCAUCGCAGAGAAUGUGGGCUCAGUGGAGGGCCUGGCUUACCACAGAGCCUGGGACACUCUGUACUGGACCAGCUCCACCACCUCCACCAUCACCAGGCAGACCGUGAACCAGAAGCGAGCCGGCGCCUUGGCCAGGCAGGCCGUGGUCACUCUUUCAGAGGAAGACCACCCACAUGUUCUUGCUCUGGACGAGUGUCAAAACCUCAUGUUUUGGACCAACUGGAACGAGCAAAGGCCCAGCAUCAUGAGAUCCACCUUAGCUGGCAAGAACCUGAGGAUCGUCAUCAGUUCUGACAUCCUGACGCCCAACGGUCUGACGAUCGACCACAAGGCAGAGAAGCUGUACUUCUCAGACGGGAGCCUCGGCAAGAUCGAGAGAUGCGACUACGAUGGCUCCAACAGAUAUGUCAUCAUUAAAUCCGGAUCUGGAAAUUUCUAUGGACUCGCCAUCUAUGCGGACUUCAUCUACUGGUCGGACUGGGCGCGCAGGGCUGUGCUGCGAUCCAACAAGUACACGGGCGGCGACACCAAGGUGCUCCGAGCCGAUAUACCCCAUCAACCCAUGGGAAUCAUAGCUGUGGCCAAGGACACCAAUAACUGUGAGCUGUCGCCAUGCCGGCACCUGAACGGAGGCUGCGGCGACCUCUGUCUGCUGACCCCACACGGGAGGGUGAACUGCACGUGCCGCGGCGAGCGCGUGCUGCUAGAUGACAACAGAUGUGUGUCAGAGAAUUCCUCCUGCAACAUCUACACUGAAUUCGAGUGUGGGAAUGGAGAGUGUAUCAACUACCAGCUGACCUGUGAUGGGAUCGCCCACUGCAAGGACAAGUCAGACGAGAAGAUGCAGUACUGUGACAACAGGAGCUGUCGGAAGGGUUUUCGGCCCUGCUUAAACCAGCGGUGUGUGGCCAACAAUCGCUUCUGUGACGGGAUCGAUGACUGCGGGGAUAACUCUGAUGAAGCUCUGUGUAGCAAUGUCACAUGUGGCUCAUCAGAGUCAUCUUGCAAGGACGGGAGCUGCGUUCCCAGAUCAGCCUGGUGUAACCAGGUCAUUGACUGCGCCGACGCCUCGGACGAAAAAAACUGCAACCACACAGACUGCUCGCACUUUUACAAGCUGGGAGUGAAAGAAAAGGAUUUCAUCAGCUGCAACUCCACCUCGCUGUGCAUCCACCCCUCCUGGAUCUGCGACGGCGCCAAUGAUUGCGGGGACUACGCCGACGAGACCAACUGCCAGGUCUCCCAUGGGCAGAAGUGCGAGGAGGGCCACUUCGCCUGUCCGAGCGGGAACUGCAUCUCCAGCGUGUGGCUGUGCGACGGCCAGAAAGACUGCGAGGACGGGGCAGAUGAAUUCCAGUGUGAUUCGUCAUGCCUGUGGAACCAGUUCGCCUGCUCCAAGAACAAGUGCAUCGCCAAGCAGUGGCUGUGCGACGGCGAGAACGACUGCGAGGACGGCCUGGACGAGAGCGUGCAGAUCUGCGGCUCGGUGACUUGUGCUCCAGGCCUGUUCAGUUGCCCUGGGUCGUAUGCCUGUGUUCCCAAACGCUGGCUGUGUGACGGUGAGAGGGAUUGUCCUGAUGGGAGUGACGAGCUUUCAGCCGCUGGCUGUGCGCCCAACAACACGUGCGAUGACAGCUCGUUCCGCUGCCACAACAAAGCGUGCAUCCCCCAGCGGUUCGUCUGCGACCACGAUAACGACUGUGGAGACGGAUCUGAUGAGUCAGUGGAAUGUGUCUAUCGCUCCUGUGGAUCGGAGGAGUUCCGCUGUGGGGACGGACGCUGUCUCCUCAGCUCUCAGUGGGAGUGUGACGGCUACGCCGACUGUCCCGAUCACUCUGACGAGCUGCCUCUGAACCUCAAGUGUCUGGCUGCAGGAAGCUUGUGCAAUGGCUCUUUCUUCAUGUGCUCCAAUGGACGCUGCAUUUCGGAGGGGAGCCUGUGCGAUGGAAGGGACGACUGCGGAGACCAGUCAGAUGAGAGGAAUUGCAAUGUGAACGAAUGCUUGAAUCGGCGAAUCAGCGGGUGCACACAGGACUGCCAGGAUCUUCCUGUGGGCUACAAGUGUAAAUGCUGGCCUGGUUUCCAUCUGAAGGAUGAUGGGAAGACCUGUGUGGACAUUGAUGAAUGCUCCACUACGCUUCCUUGCAGCCAGCGGUGCAUCAACACAUAUGGCUCCUUUAAGUGCCUGUGUGUGGACGGGUACGAGGGUUUGGAUCGCAACCCCAACACGUGCAAGGCCGUGUCAGUUGAAGAGCCUAUUCUCAUUAUGGCGGACCACCAUGAGAUCCGCAAAUUGAGUGUGGAUGGCUCAAAUUACACCAUCCUGAAACAGGGCCUCUACAACAUCAUCCACUUAGACUUUGACUACAAGAAGGAAUUCAUCUAUUGGGUCGACUCCACCAGACCAAGCGGCCGCAAGAUCAACAGGAUGCGUCUCAAUGGGAGUGACCUCAAGAUCGUUCACAGAACGGCAGUGCCCAGCGCCUUGGCGGUGGAUUGGAUUGGGAAAAACCUGUACUGGUGUGACGCUGAGAGAAAAACGCUGGAAGUCUCCAAAGCUAAUGGUCUUUACCCAACAAUUCUGAUCAGCUCCAGCCUCAGAAACCCCACAGAUCUGGCCCUGGACCCCCAGUCAGGGUACGUGUUCUGGGUGGACUGCUGUGAACCCCCUCACAUUGGGCGCAUCGGCAUGGACGGCCGAGGGCAAACGGUUAUCAUUGACACAGAGAUCUAUAGCCCCACUGCUCUCACUAUCGAUUACACCAACAAGAGGCUCUACUGGGCAGACGACAACCACAUCCUGUUUGCCAACAUGGAUGGCACCCAGAGACGCAAAGUGUCCUACGAUCACAUCCAAGGAGUCAUGGCACUGACUUUGUUCGAAGACUUCGUCUACUGGACGGACGGGAAGUCCAAAUCAUUACGACGUGCCCACAAGACAACUGGCGCACAAGGGAUGGAGCUCCUCAACUCCUGGCAAGCCAUCAAAUCCAUCAAGGUCUACCAUUCCCUGCGCCAGCCCGAAGUGCCCAAGCACCAGUGUCAGAUUGCGAAUGGAGGAUGCAGUCACCUGUGUCUUCUAUCCCCGGGUGGAGAACACAAAUGUGCUUGUCCCACUAAUUUUUACUUGGCAGCUGACAAUAAAACCUGCCUCUCCAAUUGCACCUCGAGCCAGUUCCGCUGCGGGACAGACGAGUGUAUCCCUUUCUGGUGGAAAUGCGACACGGUGGAUGACUGUGGGGACGGAUCGGACGAGCCCGCCGACUGCCCCGAAUUCAAAUGUCAGCCUGGGCGUUUCCAGUGUGGCACUGGCCUUUGUGCUCUCCCUCCCUUCAUCUGCGACGGCGAGAACGACUGUGGCGACAACACAGAUGAAGCCAACUGUGAGACGUACAUCUGUCUGUCAGGCCAGUUCAAGUGCACCCGAAAGCAGAAAUGCAUCCCUCUUAACCUGCGCUGCAACGGUCAGGACGACUGUGGAGAUGGAGAGGAUGAGACAGACUGCCCUGAGAGCACCUGCUCCCCAGACCAGUUCCAGUGCAAGGCGUCCAUGCACUGCAUUUCCAAGCUCUGGGUUUGUGACGAGGACCCCGAUUGUGCAGAUGGAUCAGAUGAGGCCAACUGUGAUGAAAAGACCUGCGGACCUCAUGAAUUCCGCUGCAAGAAUAACAACUGCAUCCCAGACCACUGGAGGUGUGACAGCCAGAACGACUGUGGAGACAACUCAGACGAGGAGAACUGCAAGCCAGUCACCUGUAACCACAAGGAGUUCGCCUGCGCUAAUGGAGACUGCAUCUCCUCCCGGUUCCGCUGCGACGGGGACGGCGACUGCCUGGAUAAUUCAGAUGAGAAGGGCUGCGAGGCCCGCUGCGCGGACGACCAGUUCCGCUGUCAAAACAACCUCUGCAUCUCACUGAAGUGGCUGUGUGACGGUCAAGAGGACUGCAAGAUGGGAGAGGACGAGAAAAACUGCCAGGGAACAGACGUCCCCUCGUGUUCGGUGAACGAGUACGUGUGCGCCAGCGGGGGCUGCGUGUCGGCCAGCCUGCGCUGCGACGGCCACGACAACUGCCUGGACGGCUCAGACGAGAUCGGCUGCGUGAAGGAGUGCAGGGAGGAUGAGUUCCUGUGUCUCAAUCGCGCUCACUGCAUCCCCCGGCGCUGGCGCUGCGACGACGUGCUGGACUGCAUGGACCACAGCGACGAGGAGAACUGUGGCCAGGGAGCUUUCUUCUGCCGGGCGGAUGAAUUCAUCUGCAACAACACACUGUGCAAACUCCACACGUGGGUGUGCGACGGCAAGGACGACUGCGGCGACAACUCGGAUGAAGACGUCGACAUGUGUGCUAAACUCCCCUGCCCUCCUACAAGGCCGUUUCGCUGCAGGAACGAUCACGUGUGUCUGCGUUCUGAUCAGGUCUGCAACAAAGUGGACGACUGCGGGGACAAUUCGGAUGAAGAAGAAUGUGCAGAGGUGGUGGCCGGACGACCCCGGCCUUGCGGGAAGACCGAGUUCACCUGCAGCAACCGGCGCUGCGUCCCGCUCCAGCUGCAGUGCGACCUCUUCAACGACUGCGGCGACGGCGGCUCCGACGAGCAGGACUGCAAAGCAUUUUCCAGCGGAGAUGUGUGUGGAAAGAAAACAAAUCCGUGCGGGGAGGAUGCACUCUGCAACCAGACCAACGUUAAUGCUAUAUGUCAGUGCAAACCCGGCUUUAAGAGGAACCAGAAGACAGGCCAGUGUGAAGAGUUAAAUGAAUGUCUACAGUUUGACACGUGUCCUCAUUACUGCACAAACAUGAAAGGAUCCUUCAAAUGCACUUGCGACCGCAACUAUAAGGAGAUCAAUGGCAACUGCAUUGCAAAAGGACCAGAGGAUCGAGUGCUCUACAUAGCUAAUGAUACGGAAAUCCGAAGCUUUGUGUAUCCAUAUAACCAGAGCCACGGACACAAAGUGCUCUCUCACAUUGAGGACAACGCCCGUAUUAUCGGGAUGGAUGCUCUGUUUCACAACCAGAAGUUUAUCUGGGCUACCCAGUUUAACCCGGGCGGGAUUUUUUACAAAGACACUCAAGAGAAAAGUCAUAUCAAAGCAAAUGUCAGAAACAUUUGUUCAGACUUCCGCCGCCCCAGAGAUAUUUCUGCUGACUGGAUUACAGGCAACAUUUACUGGACUGAUCACUCCCGGAUGCACUGGUUCAGUUAUUACACAGCCCACUGGACUAAGCUAAGAUAUUCCAUCAACGUGGGGCAACUGAAAGGCCCGAACUGCACCCGCUUGAUCACUGACAUCGCGGGCGAACCGUACGCCAUCGCCGUGAACCCAGCCAGAGGAAUGAUGUACUGGAGUGUGAUCGGUGAUCACUCUCAAAUCGAAGAGUCGGCCAUGGACGGCUCGCUGCGCCGAGUGCUGCUGGAGAAAAACCUUCGGAGACCCACCGGGCUGGCCAUUGAUUAUUUCAACCAACGUAUUUACUGGGCUGAUCCCGAGCUCUCGCAGAUCGGGAGCAUGAGAUUGGACGGCUCGGACCCUCUGGUGACAAUCACUGAGAGACACGGAAUCUCACAGCCAUACAGGAUUGAUAUAUUUGAAGACUACAUAUAUGGAACGGGGCUAAAACACGAGAUCUUCAAGAUUCACAAGUACGGCAAGCAGUCGGUGGAAUUUCUCAGUCUGGGGGUGGAGAAGCCCACCAACGUUUUCAUCUCCCACCGCUACAAGCAGCAGGAUGCUUCAAAUCCGUGCUUACGGAUGUCUUGUGAUUUUAUGUGUCUGCUCAAUCCAACCGGUGCCAAAUGUACCUGUCCGGAGGGGAAGGUGCUGGUCAACGGCACCUGCAGCGAUGUCAACAUCUCAGGUGAGCUGUGCCGCCCGCCCUGCGAGAACGGAGGCCGCUGCUUGGCCAACGAGAAGGGAGACUGGCGCUGCUACUGCUGGCCCGACUUUUCGGGGGAGCGCUGCGAGGUCAACCACUGCACCGACUACUGCCUGAACGGAGGCACCUGCAUGGGCUCGCCUCUGGGAAAGCCGACGUGCCGGUGUCCGGUUGGAUUCUCAGGGCCCUUUUGCGAGAAGCGGAUCUGUGACGGUUACUGCUUGAACGGGGGAACGUGCGACGUCACGCAGGGCAACCAGCCCGUGUGCCGCUGCAUGGCGGAGUAUACCGGAGACCGCUGUCUCUACCACAUCUGUCACCACUACUGCGUCAACUCCAAGGCGUGCACGCUGUCCAGCAGCGGCUACGUGGAGUGCGUGUGUCCCACCAGGUUCGAGGGGAACAAGUGCGAGACGGACAAGUGUCUCCGGUGCCACGGCGCCCCCUGCCUUAUUAACGAGGAGACGGGAGACGUGGUCUGCAACUGCACAAAUGGCAGAAUAGCGCCAAGCUGUCAACUGUGUGACGGAUAUUGCUACAAUGGAGGCACCUGUCACCUGGACCCUGACACCAACCUGCCUUUCUGUCAAUGCUCAGCCAACUGGGCAGGAACACAGUGUGAGAGGCCGGCCCCGAAAAGCAGCAGAUCAGACAACACCAGUGGAGGGAGCAUAGCAAUCAUUGUGCCUCUGGUCCUGCUGGUAAUCCUGAUUGUGAUGGUGGUAGCAGGUGUUUACAUCUGCAGACGGAGACAAAGGGGAAAACGCGUCCAGAGGCAGCCCAUGACUAACGGCGGGAUCAACGUGGAGAUCGGGAACCCGUCGUACAACAUGUACGAAGUGGACCACGACAACCACGCCGACGCCGGCAGCCUGCUGCGACCCAACUUCACACUCGACCCUCACAAGGGCUGGUGUGUAAAAUCCAGUGACCCUCACACCUUGGGCAUCAAUUCUGUGCCCAAGGAGGUAAUCCCUGGACAGCCCAUGAACUACUCCAACCCGGUGUAUGCAAAGAUCUAUAUCGACGGGCAAAACUGCCGGAAGCCGGUCAUCAGUAUCGACGAGAGGAGAGAGCUACUCCCAAAGAAACUAGAGGGGACAAUUCAUGAAACCGCCGCAUAGCCUAACUUUACACUUUGUACUUCUUUUUUUACCACAGUGUACAAUGUAUAAUACGACGGAGGAAAGAGGGUUUUUUUUUUUUUUUUUUUUUUUCUAUUUCCUAUGAGGCUCCUUCUGGUUUAGCAUCAGCGUAUCGUCCCUGUCGGUGUGCCCGACAGCUUUUAUUUCCCAUCGACGGCUUUUGCUUUCUGAUGUUGGUCAAAAAUAAGUCAUACAGCGCCGUACUGUAUACUGUAUGACACUGAGGUAAAGCUGCUGAUUUGCAAAAACUUUUAUUAACACCGUAAGCCACACCUGUGCACAGUUCAAACCUUAAGAUGCAGUGCUAGAAUUUAUACCCAUGAAG